AUGGCGAUGAACACUUCUUCAGGUGCAAAUAAUAAUGCAUCGAACCAGCAGCCACGCAAAAUAUCGAAUCAAAAUAUUCAAGUUUAUGUGCGCGUUAGGCCUUUAAAUGCACGAGAACGAUGUAUACGAUCCGCGGAAGUAAUUGAAACGGUUUCACAUCGUGAAAUCGUAGCAAGGCAUACAAUUGAAUCGAAGCUGACCAAAAAAUUUACAUUUGAUCGCGUAUUUGGUACAGAUUCACGCCAAGCAGAUGUCUACAGCACAGUUGUGGCGCCUCUUAUUGAGGAGGUAUUGUCCGGCUACAACUGUACUGUAUUCGCUUAUGGACAAACUGGUACGGGAAAAACGCACACAAUGGUGGGCACUGAAUGCGCCGAGUUGAAGUCGUCUUGGGAAGACGAUUCUGACAUUGGUAUUAUACCACGCGCUCUGAGUCAUCUAUUCGACGAGUUACGUAUGUUGGAAAUGGAAUUUUCGAUGCGUAUUUCUUAUUUGGAAUUGUAUAAUGAGGAAUUAUGCGAUUUGCUAUCAUCAGAUGAUAGUGUAAAAAUACGUAUCUUUGACGAUAGCACAAAGAAAGGGUCAGUUAUCAUACAAGGCUUGGAAGAGAUACCAGUGCAUAGCAAAGAUGAUGUAUAUAAGCUUUUGGAAAAGGGUAAAGAACGACGAAAAACAGCUACAACAUUAAUGAAUGCGCAAUCGUCACGAUCGCACACAGUAUUCUCGAUUCUGGUGCAUAUACGUGAGAAUGGCAUAGAUGGCGAGGAAAUGUUGAAAAUCGGCAAAUUAAAUUUAGUAGAUUUAGCGGGCAGUGAAAACGUAUCCAAAGCGGGUAAUGAGAAAGGCAUACGUGCUAGAGAAACCGUAAAUAUAAAUCAAAGUCUGUUGACUUUGGGACGUGUCAUCACUGCUCUAGUAGAACGCACACCACACAUACCAUACCGAGAAUCCAAACUAACUCGUCUGCUGCAAGAAUCGUUGGGUGGUCGCACGAAAACAUCCAUAAUUGCCACUAUCUCACCUGGCCAUAAAGAUAUUGAGGAGACAUUGAGCACAUUGGAAUACGCACAUCGCGCUAAAAACAUACAAAAUAAACCAGAGGUAAACCAAAAACUAACAAAGAAAACUGUGCUCAAAGAGUACACCGAGGAGAUUGAUAAGCUGAAACGGGAUUUAAUUGCGGCAAGAGACAAAAAUGGCAUUUACUUAGCGGAGGACACAUACAACGAAAUGACGUUGAAAAUGGAUUCACAGAAUCGAGAAUUAAAUGAGAAAAUGUUGCUUUUGAAAGCAUUAAAGGAUGAGCUACAAAAUAAAGAACGUAUCUUUACUGAGGUUAGCUUAAAUUUGGUGGAGAAAACCGAAGAGUUGAAGCGCACGGAACAAAAUCUCAAUCAGACGCAAGGCGCAUUGCAGCAGACAAAACGGAUACUCAAUAGCACCAAACGACGUUAUAAGGAGAAGAAGGUUUUGCUGCAAUCGCACAUGAAAACCGAGCAAGUGCUGACGAAUCAGGCAUUGGAAAUUUUAGAUGUUGCCGACAUUGCCACAAAAGACACACAUCAGUUACAUAGUACAAUUGAGCGCAGAAAAGAUGUUGAUGUAAAAAUCCAAACUGCUUGUGAACGUUUUGCCGAACGUAUGCAUGAUAACUUCGAAUUAAUGGACAGUAGUUUAAGCACUCUGAAAGAGAAACAAGAUUCAUGCACUAAAAUGCUUCUAGAAGAAUUUGCUAACACCUCAAAUGCUCACAAGAAGCUGGUAAAUGAAAGCGGCAUGAAAAUACAGAAAGUCAACGAUUUAUGCAAAGAAUCGCUUGCAUCCACAAGCACCAUCAUUGAAAAAUGCUCACAAGCGCUUGGCGAUGCCAGCAGCGAACAAAAAAUUAAACUUACCAAUCUGUUUAAGGAGUUGGAGAGUAAACAAAUCGAAAUGAUUGCACAAAUGCAAGAGAAACUGCAAGAUUUAGUGCGGUACACAGAGCAACAAAAGGCAAACACCGAAAAGAUGUGUAAAACUGUUGUAGAAAAUCUACAAGAAAAAUCGCAAAAUCUACAAGCGCAUACCCAAAAACUAACGGAAUGUAUUGCUGAAACUAAACAGAUCUCCGAAACCAGCAUACAACAUUUGGCACUAAUGCAUGUCGAAAUAGAAAAUGAGCGCACAGCAGCUGCCGAAGAACGUACAAUAAUGGAGGAAAUCAUUGAAAAAUUGAAGAACUUGAAAGAGAAAUCCUACACGAGCCGAAGAACACGCGCUGACGCCAUUAACACGCUAACGGUAAAAUUAGAAGAUAACAUAUAUUCAACCAUCGAACGCUUAGAACAGAGCUCAACAUUUGCGCAAAACCAUUGCGAGGAGAGUUGCAAUGAGAACGUGGCAACGCAACAAGAGUUCGAAAAGCAAACUGCCGAAACACUGAAAUGCAACGAACAACAAUCAACUGCAGAGACAACGCUCAAGGAGCAGCUCAGCAGCAUGCAACAAGAUGGCUGCGUGCGCAUCGUUGAGUUCACCACUACGGCCGCCACACAUUUGGAAUGCACACAGAAAACACUUGGAACAUAUGUGGACGAAGUGAAGCGCGCACGUGUGGAGAGCGAAUCGAAACUUGACGAAGCUACUAAUGAUGUAAAGGCGAGUCUUACGGAAGAUGCCCACCGUUUCAAGCAACAUGUGGCUGUUACGUCUGGCUUAAUCAACGCCUCGCAGCAAAAUGUGCUGAAUUAUGCAAACACUUACAAAGAGCAGAUGGGCACUUGCGUCAACGAUGUGGACAAAUUUAAGCAGAGUGAGCUUAAGACGUACGCGCCAACAGGUGCUACACCAUCAAAGCGCAAUUUCGUUUAUCCUCGUUCAUUGGCGUCCACUUCGCCACACAUUGACAUCGUGAAACGUUUUCGUCAAGAGAACGAGUGGUCCGAUUUGGACACAACGGCGCCUAUUGAUGAGGGCAGCGAGGAUGAGCAUGAGUUGAAAAAUUCUGUGCAGGAAAUUUCACAAGCGGAAAUGCUACUCAACUCAACACCAAUUGAUCUAACAAAUGUAGUCACGCCGCAACCAAAUAAUGCCGCAAACAAAAAAUUAAAUGCCAUCUUAUCGAAAAAGCAGUUGCGCAACAGCAACUCAUUGUCUAGCGGCAGUUCACCACGCAAACCGUCGCCAGCCCACAAUUCAUCAGCACCAACUUCAAGAGCUAACAAGGAGAACUUGUCCUAAGUAAAAGCUAUCUGGAACGCUUUGAUUGUAUUCCCGUUCUUGCGGUUUACAUUAUUUAACUGUAUAUUUAUUUAAAACCUAAAAAUCAAAUGCUUGUACUUCACGCUGAAGGUAUGCUUAACUGCAGUUUGCGCUACUUAAUUAUGAAUAACGGCACUCUUUAACAGUCACCCGAAAGCAUGCAUCUAAUUGAAAACGACAAAAGUGAGGCGCGAAUGCAUAAGUCACUGCUAUGAAUUUCGAAAUUUAUUGAACUCGCAUGCAAUUACAACAAAAAU
This is a messenger RNA of Bactrocera tryoni, 3497 nucleotides long. It is a transcript of the gene Klp61F, whose product is annotated as kinesin-like protein Klp61F. The transcript is spliced from 10 exons. Gene Ontology annotation, molecular function: ATP binding; plus-end-directed microtubule motor activity; microtubule binding. The record is from RefSeq and is a predicted model, not a curated record. NCBI's taxonomy places the organism in Eukaryota, Metazoa, Arthropoda, Insecta, Diptera, Tephritidae. The coding region runs from base 1 to 3219 and encodes 1072 amino acids. Gene Ontology annotation, cellular component: nucleus; spindle microtubule. Gene Ontology annotation, biological process: mitotic spindle assembly; microtubule-based movement.